AUGAAGAGUUGCUGGAAAAUUCCAGUUUGCUUCUUUGUAUGCAGUUUACUGGGACCCUGGACAUCUGCGACUGUCAGACGUCGCCCAAGGUUCCCUGUCAGUUUGAAUGCUAAUGGUGGAGACCAGCUCUGCCCUAAGAUCAGGAUUGGCCAAGAUGACUUGCCAGGGUUUGAUCUGAUUUCUCAGUUCCAGGUAGAUAAAGCAGCAUCGAGGAGAGCUAUCCAGAGGGUUGUGGGAUCAACAGCAUUACAAGUGGCUUACAAGUUGGGAAGUAAUGUAGACUUUAGGAUUCCAACCAGGCAUUUGUAUCCCAGCGGGCUGCCCGAAGAAUAUUCCUUUUUGACGACUUUCCGGAUGACUGGAAGCACCCUGGAAAAGAACUGGAACAUCUGGCAGAUUCAGGAUUCCUCAGGGAAGGAGCAGGUUGGCGUGAAGAUUAAUGGCCAAACAAAAUCUGUUGCCUUUUCAUACAAAGGACUGAACUUGAACUGUCUGCUCUCUCUCCAGUUUGAACUUCAGUGGAUGCUGAUCCAUUGCGACCCUUUGCGACCCAGGAGGGAGACUUGCCACGAGCUCCCAGUCCGGAUAACGCCCAGCCAGCCCACCGAACAGAGAGGACCCCCAGGUGUGCAGGGCCCCCCAGGGCCUCCAGGACCCCCUGGAGUUCCGGGCAUAGACGGUAUCGAUGGUGAUCGAGGUCCAAAGGGUCCCCCGGGCCCCCCGGGUCUUGCUGGAGAACCAGGAAAGCCGGGAGCUCCAGGCAAGCCUGGCACACCUGGCGCCGACGGAUUAACAGGACCCGAUGGAUCCCCUGGCUCUGUUGGACCAAGGGGACAGAAAGGAGAACCUGGUGUGCCCGGACCUCGUGGGUUCCCAGGCCGUGGUAUCCCUGGACCCCCUGGUCCUCCUGGGGCAGCAGGACUCCCUGGAGAGCUUGGCAGAGUGGGAUCAAUCGGUGACCCUGGGAAGAAAGGCCCCCCUGGACCCCCUGGCCCUCCAGGACCCAGUGGAACAAUUGGUUUUCAUGAUGGAGGUCCAUUGUGUCCCAAUUCCUGUCCACCAGGACGCUCCGGAUAUCCAGGCCUACCAGGCAUGAGAGGUCAUAAAGGUGCAAAAGGAGAAAUUGGUGAACCGGGAAGACAAGGGCACAAGGGCGAAGAAGGUGACCAGGGAGAACUUGGAGAAGUUGGCGCCCAAGGACCUCCAGGAGCUCAAGGGCUGAGGGGCAUUGUUGGCAUACUUGGGGCAAAAGGAGAAAAAGGUUCCCGGGGCUUAGAUGGUGAACCUGGGCCUCAGGGUAUUCCUGGUGCACCUGGUGACCAAGGACGACGUGGACCUCCAGGAGAAGCAGGUCCCAAGGGAGACAGAGGGGCACAAGGUUCCAGAGGAAUUCCUGGUGUCCCGGGGCCCAAAGGAGACACGGGCCUGCCAGGUGUGGACGGUCGCGAUGGGAUUCCUGGGAUGCCGGGCGCAAAGGGUGACCCGGGGAAGCAUGGGCCCCCUGGCGAUGCAGGAUUACAGGGGUUACCUGGCGUGCCUGGAAUUCCUGGUGCAAAGGGCAUUGCUGGUGAAAAGGGCAAUACAGGUGCUCCCGGAAAACCUGGCCAAUUAGGAAAUUCAGGAAAACCAGGCCAGCAGGGGCAGCCAGGAGAGGUGGGCCCCAGAGGACCCCGGGGCAUCCCUGGCAGUAGAGGAGAAACAGGACCAGCCGGACCUCCAGGAAUACCAGGUAAACUGGGUUCUUUUGGCAGCCCUGGCCUCCCUGGUUUGCCUGGCCCCCCUGGACUUCCUGGAAUGAAAGGUGACAGGGGUGCAGUUGGCGAAGCCGGCCCAAAGGGUGCACAGGGUGCCUCUGGUGAAGAAGGCGAAGCAGGAGGAAGGGGUGAACUUGGAGAGAUCGGAUUACCUGGCUCAAAGGGAUCGGUGGGAAACCCCGGAGAGCCUGGGCUGAGAGGGCCUGAAGGCAUUCGGGGGCUUCCUGGAGUGGAAGGACCCAGAGGACCACCUGGCCCACGAGGUGUGCAGGGGGAGCAGGGUGUCACUGGCCUGCCUGGCAUCCAAGGCCCUUCGGGUCGAGCACCGACAGAUCAGCACAUUAAGCAGGUUUGCAUGAGAGUCAUGCAAGAGCAUCUGGCUGAGAUGGCUGCUAGUCUCAAACGUCCAGACUCAGGUGCCUCUGGCCUCCCUGGGAGGCCUGGACCCCCAGGAGCCCCUGGACCCCCAGGAGAGAAUGGUUUCCCAGGCCAGAUGGGACUUCGUGGCCUCCCAGGCAUUAAGGGGCCCCCAGGUGCUCUUGGUCUCCGGGGACCCAAAGGUGACCCAGGCCCUGCCAGCUACGGGAGAAAUGGCCAGGAUGGUGAACGAGGCCCACCUGGCGUGGCAGGAAUUCCUGGUGUGCCCGGGCCCCCGGGGCCUCCUGGCCUUCCUGGUUUCUGUGAGCCAGCCUCCUGCACCCUGCAGGCCGGCCAGCGAGCUUUCAGCAAGGGGCCGGGGCAGUGAAGGGCUGGCUGAGUGUGGGCCGCAGAAGCCACACUGGGUGAGGGGGUUUGGUGGAGAAACAACACCCGAAGCUGGGGGGAAACACAGCAAAGCACUUACCUUUCACAGGAUGACAGGUGUCUUGCUUGAUUAUCAGACUCAGACCCAUGGUGCUAUCCAAGAAGCCUUCCUCCUUUCCCCGGAGGGAAGAUGGCAGUCAUCCCUAAGAAACCUCCCAUUUAUUGUCCUGUUUCCAGAAUAGUGCUCUUCGUGUGCUAUCCAUAUGGGGUAUAUAUGUUGGGCCGUGGUGCUAAUAACCCCAAACAACUGUUGGGUUUACCUCAGAUGCAGUAAUUAUUUUUACACUCCAUGUAAGCCUGGGUCUCAGAGAUUCAUUUCAGGCUGUGGAGAGAGUCAUUGGCCUGGUUACAAAGAAGCCCCACUGGAAUUCAAUAGAAUUGGUGCUUAAACCCCCCCAUCCACGCGUCCUCUGGGGAGUGGCAAAACAAGGGUGGUGUCAUCUGGAGUGAUCUCCUUACAUCACGUGUCGGUUUUCAUUUUUGCGGAACUCCAUUAUAUUCCUCAUUUUUUAACUCCUCUGUGAAAAUAAACAAGGGAUUUUAAUAGCUUGGCAUUCGUAAAUCCUGUUGAUGAGAUUAUUUAUUGUCAAAGCUCAAGGUAACGUCUCUGGUUGUACCAAAACGAAAUAAAUACGAUUUCUUAA
Messenger RNA from Echinops telfairi (small Madagascar hedgehog), 3202 nucleotides. RefSeq names its product collagen type IX alpha 1 chain (gene COL9A1). NCBI's taxonomy places the organism in Eukaryota, Metazoa, Chordata, Mammalia, Afrosoricida, Tenrecidae. The transcript is spliced from 37 exons. The record is from RefSeq and is a predicted model, not a curated record. The coding region runs from base 1 to 2499 and encodes 832 amino acids.